AUGGACGGACGAAGAACAACGUCGGAGCUGGGUAUACAGCUCCCGGAGGCGAAGGUGGCGGCCGAGACCGGCACAAUGAGCGGUCCACUGGUGUCAGAUGGGGCCGAUCGGAAAGUUAGCCGGAAAACUGAACUUCUGCAUGUUGUGUUGAGGCUGGUGUGUCUUUUGACAUCCGUGACGGCGUUGUCAGUGAUGGUUACUGCAAAGGAAGCUUCCACUAUCUCCAUCUAUGGGUUUAACCUACCUGUGUACUCCAAGUGGUCCUUCUCUAACUCAUUCGAGUAUCUGGUUGGAGUUUCGGCAGCUGUUGCUGUACACUCUGUGCUUCAACUGCUUUUUAGUGUGUCAAGGCUGCUUCGGAAGUUUCCAGUAAUUCCUUCUAGAAACCAUGCAUGGCUUAUUUUUGCUGGAGAUCAGGUAUUUGCAUAUGCAAUGAUGAGCGCUGGGUCUGCUGCAUCAGGUGUCACUAACCUAAACCGCACAGGGAUCCGACACUCGGCUCUACCAAAUUUCUGUAAGCCCUUACAUGGUUUCUGCAAUCAUGUUGCUGUCUCCAUAGCCUUCACUUUCUUCACCAGCUUCUUGCUUGCCACAUCAGUUGUUCUUGACGUCAUUUGGCUAUCUAAGCACUGA
Messenger RNA from Ilex paraguariensis (yerba mate), 633 nucleotides. The record is from the annotation of a GenBank genome assembly. NCBI's taxonomy places the organism in Eukaryota, Viridiplantae, Streptophyta, Magnoliopsida, Aquifoliales, Aquifoliaceae.